UGAGUCGUUUGAUCGGUCGUGUCUAUGUUUGUUCCUCCGUGAAAUCAGGACACUGAUAACGUUGAUGUCAGACAUCGCCUUGAUUGCAACUACUAGACAAGCGAUGAGGAUGUUCCCACCACAAGCAGCUUUCAGUUAUAUAUUCACCAACAAAUCCCACAGAGUAGGGAAUAGUGUUUACAAUACUAUAGAUCUAUACGGCAAUUUCAACUUCUCAGGGCAUGGUGCGUUUGCUUUUUACAAGGUCUUUAUGAGUACGAAGUGGAAAUUGAAUUUAAAUGGCGCUACUGACAGUCAGGCAAAACAAGUAUGUUAUCACUCUAUGUUUGGAACCUACAAGGAAGAUUUAGGAAUUCUAUCGCAAAUAACUAAUCAAGCAACAUGGGAUACAAGAGAAGAAUUAGAUCGCAUUUUCCAAAAGGCAAAUACUACUGGCACCUCAAUCACAUUUGAGCCGGUCAAACAGAAAUUUUAUUCUAAGAUGUCUCAGGCAAAUCAGACUGCACUGUUAACAUCAUCAUAUAGUCAGCUCUCAUCUAUACCCUGCUUCAGUGGCAAAACUAAAAGGAAAUUUUCCGACGCAUUCUUUGAUCACUUAAUGAGUGAGAAAAGCAAAGCUAGUGGUGGUAGGUCCUUGCAAUCCUUGAUGAGUAGCUACACAACCCUCCGUGAUAAGCUGCGCAAACUAUUGGAGAAGAAUCAAGGAACGUUGGAUGCAGGAACUACUGGAUGGAGGCGUAUAGAGGACGUUACACCCACUCUGGAGGGACAAGAAGACACUGACAUGGUCAUACAAGCCACUGGAAGAUUCUUUUUGGGAAAGUGUACGAGUCCCGCUUCAUUCAGAGUGAGAUGCAGUCGUACCCGUUGCGGAAUUUAAUGUUCUUUAGCGAGGAGGUACGUCAAAUUGUGGCUGGUGUUUCGCAGGUGCCGGUAGCCAUCUCCUCAGUUCUUGGCGCUAUUGUUAAGAUCGAAGGAUCUACUAUAUGGCAUGUUUUCUUGCCGGACGCAGACGUUGAAGAUCCCAUACAUGCUGCGCUAC
Messenger RNA from Megachile rotundata (alfalfa leafcutting bee), 1042 nucleotides. RefSeq lists its product as uncharacterized. The record is from RefSeq and is a predicted model, not a curated record. Lineage: Eukaryota; Metazoa; Arthropoda; Insecta; Hymenoptera; Megachilidae.